Messenger RNA from Epithele typhae, 5493 nucleotides. RefSeq names its product Dopey, N-terminal-domain-containing protein. The record is from RefSeq and is a predicted model, not a curated record. Lineage: Eukaryota; Fungi; Basidiomycota; Agaricomycetes; Polyporales; Epitheliaceae. The transcript has 31 exons. Gene Ontology annotation, cellular component: endosome; trans-Golgi network. Gene Ontology annotation, biological process: Golgi to endosome transport. Bases 1 to 5493 code for a protein of 1830 amino acids.
AUGUCCGAGGACGACGCACCACUCGAUGGAGUGCCGCUACCGGUAUACCCUCUCCCCUCGAAACCAUUCCCCGUGCAGCCUCCACCGAAGAUAGCGACUGGCUUCGCGCCAGUCAUUCCUUUGGACAAGAGUGGAAAACCUGUCCGACGGUGGCGACAAGUUAACCGAGAGGUUCGUGGCGUCGCCGGUGGUCGAUGGUUCGUCAAGUCCUACGUUGGUGAAAAGGAGUCCGAGUACGCAGCCGCGAUGGCUGCACAGCAAGCCGCGAUGGCAAGUGUAGCGGGGGACUCUCUCUCUGGUCUUGCUCUCCCAAGGCUUUCUGCUGUUUCAAUAUCCGGCACCGGCAGAGGCCGCGGUCGCGGGGCAAGACACAAUGUGGACCAUUCGUCAACUGUCGCAUCUUCACGCGCAGGCUCGGCGAUGCCGGACAGUAUCUCCGCUCAGUUCAAAAAACCAUCCACUCCUCCAGGCUAUGCCGCCGAUCCCAAGUUCAAGAAGUACACACAACAAGUGGAGAAGUGUCUGUCCUCUUUUGACAGUGUGCAUGAAUGGGCCGACUUCAUCUCAUUCCUGAAGCAAUUGCUCAAGACGCUUCAGUCCUACCAGCAGUUCAAGGAGAUACCCCGGAAGUUGGUGGUGUCGAAGCGGUUAUCACAGUGCUUGAAUCCUGCCCUCCCGAACGGCGUGCAUCACGCGCACUGGACGUGUACUCGCACAUCUUUGCUGUCCUCGGGGUGCGUAUGGUCCUCAAAUUCCACUUUCACUCCAUUAAUCCAGUCGUCAUUUCAGUCUGAAGGUCUCCUACGAGAUCUUGCGUUAUGGUCGUCCGGACUGUUCCCAUUCUUCGAAUACGCCUCAACAGCAGUCAAGCCUACAGUCCUGAACCUUUUUGAUACCCACUACCUUCCUCUACAAGCUGCCCUUCGACCCGUCAUGAAGUCGUUCAUCCUCGCGUUACUACCUGGUUUGGAGGAAGAGACAGGAGAGUACUUUGAGAAGGUUCUUGCGUUGCUUGACCGUCUAGCAGGCACCAUUUCGCAAUCAUUCUUCUUCCAAAACAUCUGGCUUGUAAUGCUGACAACUCCGCGCGCCCGAGGAACCGCACUCAGCUACCUCUCCAGACGCCUACCCCCCUUCAAGCCGGAUGAGGACAUCACACCAAUCGUCGGCAGUGACCUCGGGCUCAUGAUCAGGGCGUUUUCUGCUGCUCUGGAAGAUGACGAUCUGCUUGUGCGGAGGGGUGCUCUGGAUAUUUUGCUUCAAUCCCUCCGUAUAGAUGGCGUUGCCGUGAUAAAGUCGCAACCAGACGAUCGAGCCAUCCUGAUGCGCGCGGCAACUAGCGUGGUCCUUCGACGCGACCUAGCACUCAACCGAAGGUUAUUUUCAUGGUUGCUCGGUCCCGCAGAAAGCAGCCAAGCCCAAAUGGAGUACUACAAGCAAUAUUCGCUUGAUCUUUUGCGUUCGACCCUCAGAAAUGAGAUGUUCAACCCGUCUCCAGAGUAUUCUCAAUCACGGCCGUUUAAGAUCUUCAUUUCGCUUCUCGACAAAUGGGAGAUCGGUUUGCCAUUGACGGAGGUACUGGUUUACGACGCUUUCAAAGCUUUGCGGAAAGCACUGGGCUCGGGUGCAGAUUCUGGUGACGAUAAUGCGUUGUGGAAUCGCCUAUUGCAUGCGAUCCUGCUGGAUUUUGAUGGAUCUCAAGGCCGAUCUCAGCUUACGGACAAUCGUCAGGGGUGUGGCAUGGUCAAAUACAUCUUGACAACUUUCCACACACACGAUGAGGAAAUCGAGACUAUCACCUGCCGGAUUGCGCCGUCAACCUCGUCUCAGUCGAACACUCCAUUCGUGGCCGCCUUCGAGGACAUUGUCACUCUUACGACCGUAUCAUCCGCCGCGCUUCUCAGACAAGUCGACAGGAACGACCGUUUGCCUCAACAAGUACUUCAGUCCUCGCUCUUCCUACUGGAGGAACUUGUGGGCCGGUUGGACGCGGAGUCAGAAGUUCCCUUGGUCGUUUCCUGGGAUCCGGCGAUGUGGCUGUCCACUAACUCCCAGUUCCAGAUCGCGACCUUCGUCAUCGUUGACCGGCUCGUUGCAACCGCCGUGAAGUUGCAUCAAACAGACCGACUAGAGCCGGUAUUUUCUCUCAACAAGCGUGCCUACAUCCAAACGAUGGUCGACGUGCUAUUGUAUUAUCUUCGCCCAUCCUUCACGGCCUAUCAUGUCCGCGCGGUCGGCCUAAUCUGCACAAUCACCGGCCGAUUGCAAGACGCAUGCGAAGCAUUUGGUGUGUUGUGGAGGCUUACUGAGGACAGUGCCCUCCCCGGAGUACACCUCAAGGUUCCAAUGAUGUCCGUUCUAGAGACCCUGCGAAGUGAGGACCCCAAGCUCCGGCGGAUAGGUGAGACAUGGGUACGCUGCAGCUUGAAGUCCUAUCUUCGAGUGCUUGACCCGAUUCUGUGCGACCUCUUCGACCCAAAUGUACAAUACUCUCCAUCCUCAACUGAGAUCAACGGCAAGCAACUACAAGGGUUCGCCUACGACCGCCCAUUCGAUCAGCAUUACGUCAACUACUUGCUGGAGACCCUCCUUUCUGUUAUCAAGUUUGGGGGUCAAGGGUUCAGCAAGAUCGCCCGAAGCACUCCCAUCGCUCGUUCGAUGUAUGCCAACCUCAUGCAGAGAUUACAGCACGUGACAUCUGCGUUUCCGGACACUACCUACAUGGAUAUCAUGUCGCAGUUGCUCAUGAGGAUUUUGCAGUCUGAGCCGAAGGCGUCUCUCAGUCCCACCAUGCACGCCUUCAACAUCGUUGCGCAGAACCUCUCAGCGGAGAUCCUGCAGGCAUUGGUUGCCCGUGGCGAAGUCGAUCUGAUCACCCUCGAGUCGCUUGAGUCCGCAGUGGUCCAGAAGCUUUAUUUUUGCGUUCACUCGGGCCGACUCGACUUGCAGAACAAGUUACUGCAUCUCCUCCACUCGAUCAUCGUCGCCUCCAUCGCUGCCAGACAGGGUUCAUCUCCUCAGGUGGACCGUAGUGUCUUCAAGAAGGGAAUCUCAUGCCGUUCAUCCGCUGUUGUCCAGACACUCGUCGACGGAAUCUCGCUGCCUUCAAACCGCUCCCUCCUCCAGCAUUGGCUUGACUUCGUCAUGAUGACCGUUCCGCAAUUCAAAGAAAUGCUCCAAGUCGUCGUCAGUCCUCUCACGGAAUGUAUCUGCCGUCAGCUUCGCCUGGCCCUCACCGAGAUCUUGGACGCUUCGGUGGACGGGCCCCGUGACAGUGAUAUUGUCUCUUACACCACGGACGCCGAUUUUAUGAUGUUGCUGACAGUCCUCGAACGGCUGUCACUGCUGAGCAUGACUCGCACCGGGACGGAGCAGGUCCAAGACGAAGAUCAACAAGCAGCUGAAAAGGGCUUGCAGGAGUCCAGUGGCCUCCUCGGAUAUGUCUCGAAUGUCUUCAGCUCUGAGGGAGGUGGCUCUACCGAAGAUACAUUGAUUGUGAAGUCCUCCGACUACCGCUGUUUACACAAUGCCGUGCGAGUGCUGUUCGCGAUGUGGGACAAAUUGGUUGUCCCGUCAGACAAUCACUGGGCGUCGAGGGAAGAAUCACUGUCCUUGAUAUACUCUCGCGCAAGAAACCGUAGUCGACGCGUGUUGGAGCAUCUUUUCCGCGCAUAUUCCACCGAAGUUCUCGAAGCAGUCAUUGACUGUUGGUGGGAGCAGGUCACAGCACGCCCGGAUAACGUGGAGACCUCCACAGCGUAUGAUCUAGUUGAUACGCUCACCGCAAGCGCUCAGAAUGCCGUACACAUGCUUUGUGAAAGUAUUUCGUGCCGUAUACCUGGUUUGUCAGAACGGACCAAGAAAGCCGUGGCGUUCGCGGAACUGCAUGACAUGACGCUGUUUGAUUUCCUGGAGCAAUACUUGAAGCGGCUCGAAGGCCCUCUGGCACUGCAAGUCUGGAAUCGGUUCUUGCAGCUGGCCAAAGACUUGUUGGGUUCCCUGCGUGACUUCCGUCCACAAGCUUUUGCUGCGUUAAAAUGUUUCACCGUGCUCGCUGACAAGGUCUCACAAACGACUGCGUUGGAUGACAGGCGAAUUAGAAAAGACAUGCAGGAGACGUACGGGAAACUACUAGACCUUUGUGUUCUCUCUGGUCGUUCACCUGAAUCCGGCUCGUGGAUCCGGAGAAGCCAACGAGAAGCUCUCAGCACGAACGGUCGGGAUUCUCCGACGCCGACGUUGCGGGUUGCAGAGAAGAUGGAGGAAAAGAAUACAAGUUCUGUAUCUCUACCUCUUCCUGAUGCCGGCAAGGCUACCUAUGGCUCUGAUGUCUCCCAGCAGGUCAACUCCUACAUCGCCUCCGACGCACUGCCGAACAUGCGCAAGCUUCUCAUAGACUCAGACAAGGUGUUAGCGGCAUGCAACCAGAUUGUCUACAACAUCGUCACCCCCGCAUUGAAAGGAAAGGCGAGGCCACUGGAUAUUGAAGACGACAUCAUCGCCAUAAUACGAGAGAUGACGAAGAUCAAUAUUGCUGUCAAAGCAUGGCGCCCACCUGUCUUCGAUUCGCUCAGCGAUAACAGGUGCUUCAAUUCAACCGCCGACGCUGGACAAGCAUGGAUGCCUAUGAUGAAGUCGUUCUUCGACACAGACAAAACUGCCUUGCCCGAGUUACUAGGCAAAAUCACAACCGUCUCUUCGGCCAAUAUUUUCACCAACCGCGAAUAUGAGAUGCUCCUGCGAUCAUUGAACUUGCGGAGGUUGUCCUACGUGAUUUUGUCGGCUGAGAAGAACCAUUUCCUUGCGCAAUUGCCCGCUAUUCAGGAGAAACUCGUCGAUACCCUCCGGAACGUUUCGGCACCAAUUGUGCAGAGCGAGGUGUUCCUCUGCGUGCGCGUCCUGCUCUGCCGCCUCUCUCCACAUAACUUGUCAAGCUUCUGGCCGGUAAUCUUGGCGGAGCUGUACCGCAUCUAUGACCAAAUUAUGCAGAGCAUCCCCGGGGAUGGGUCGGAGGAGCUCUCUGUGAUUUUGUCCGCCUGCAAGCUGCUCGAUCUACUUCUUGUCCUUCAAACAGAGGAGUUCCAGGUGCAUCAAUGGAUCUUCAUCACCGACACCGUAGACGCCGUUCACCGACCAGAAGCAUGGUUCCCAGAAGCGCUGCUGGACCGACUAGCAGAAGUUGUUGGCGCCUUGCCUGUCUCAGAGGUGCGCGCACAUCCCCUCCCGGCCAUUUGCCUCCCCCCUAACGCACUCGACUCUCAGGGUGGCUCGUCAGCUUCCGGCACUCACCUCCCAACCCCCGCCGGUCUACACACGCACAUGCGCUGCCCCCUCCUCGCGUCUGUGCGGCAGAUCGACAGUGUGCGCGACCUCGUGCCGUUCUUCUCGUCCGCGAGCAUCGCGUCCUACGAGAGCGUCUACUACUCCUCUGGGGUCAUCGACUGGCCGGCGGUCGAGCGCGGCCUCCUCGACGACCUCUUCGACGGGCGGUGA